AUGAAGGAACUCACCUUUCUGAUAAUCGGCGCUGGCUCUCGCGGGGCCGCAUACGGCCGCGCAAUAACCACCUCCACCCCCGCACGCAUCGCCGCAAUCGCAGAGCCAGUCCCCUACAAACGACGCAUCUUCGGCGAGAAGUAUAUCUGGGGAUCCGACUCACCAAAGCCAUCUCAGGAGUUUAGUGGGUGGAGAGAGUGGAUUGAAUAUGAGGUUAAGAGACGGAAUGCUUCGAACUCUAGAGCGGGGUCUGGACGACCUGGAUCGGGGAAUGAGGAGGAAGAAGGGGGUGUAGAUGGUGUAUUAAUCUGCACCCUCGACGAAACACACAUCGAGAUCCUAACCGCUCUCGCCGAACAUAACCUUCUGGAUCUGCACAUCCUCUGCGAGAAGCCUCUCGCGCUUUCACUAUCAGACUGUCUCUCCAUCUACGCGGCGCGCACAAAAGCCCAAUCGCAAUCGCAGUCCAUCUUCUCGAUUGGGCAUGUCCUGCGCUACUCACCUCACAACUUGCUCCUGCGGAAACUCGUCCGCGUUGACAAGGUCAUUGGCGACAUUGUAAGCGUUGAACAUACCGAGCCAGUCGGGUACUGGCACUUUGCACAUAGCUAUGUCCGCGGGAAUUGGAGAAGGGAGACGGAAAGUGGCGACGGGAGUUUACUGACGAAGAGCUGUCAUGAUGUCGACUUCUUGAGGUGGUUGAUUGAGGAGCCGGUUUAUAGAUCCUCUACCUCAUCAGCUCCAACAUCGACAUCGACAGAGCCAGCAUCAUCAAAGGAUGACCCGGUCCAACCCCAACCAAACCACAAGCUAACCCUCCGCUCAAUCCACUCAACCGGCCAUCUUACGCAAUUCACGCCCUCUCGAAAACCACCAGCCGCAGGCUCAGCGACAAACUGCACGGCCUGCCCCAUUGAGCGAGACUGUACCUACUCCGCCCUACGCAUCUACCGGGAUAACCAACUCCGGCAAGGUGAGACGGGGUGGCCGGUGAACAUCGUCUGCCCAGAUAUAGAGGAUUACCUUCCGCCGUCUAUAUCGUCAUCAGAAGAGUCUUGGUCGCUAUCAGCGAAUGGCACAAAUGGUGCAGGUGCGGAGAUAGACAUAAGCAAAGCAGAAUCCCGCCUUAUUUCCGUCCUCAGUCAGGACUACGAUGAAGCGACACCUGAUUCCGAAGUUGCCAAGAGGCCCUGGUACGGCCGGUGCGUUUGGGAGUCCGAUAAUGAAGUCUGCGAUGACCAGGUUGUUACUAUAUCCUGGGAUACCGAACCCAUCCAUACCCCAAACCCGCACAACUCACGGAAAGAAAGAAAGAACAAGAGCGGCAUAACAGCAACCUUACACAUGACCGCUCCAACCGAAGCACAAUGUGUCCGCCGCGGCCGCAUCUACGGCACAACGGGCGAGAUCACAUACGACAGUCGGCAGAUCCGCAUUUUCGACUUCGUAACUCACGAAGUGACUGUCCAUACUAUACCCAGACAACCACCGGAAGAGGAAAAGGCGCAUGGUGGCGGUGAUUAUGGCCUUGCAAGGGGGUUUGUGGGUGCAGUUCAUGCUGUAGUGAAUCAGCGAUGCGGGGUGGAGGAUGCACAGAGGGGGUUUGUCGGGUGUGCGUUUGAGGAUGUUAUUAGGAGUCAUGCAGUUGUUUUUGCAGCGGAGGAGAGUAGGAGGGACCAGAAAGUCGUGGGGUGGGAGGGUUGGUGGAAGGAAAAGCUUGGUGAGGUUGGGGUUGCGGAGGCUAAUUAG
Messenger RNA from Aspergillus calidoustus, 1749 nucleotides. The record is from the annotation of a GenBank genome assembly. NCBI's taxonomy places the organism in Eukaryota, Fungi, Ascomycota, Eurotiomycetes, Eurotiales, Aspergillaceae.